AUGGAGACAUCAGGUGUGACACUAGAUCAGAGCUCGUACUCUGAUUUUAUCACCUGUGCAGCCAUCACGCAGUGGGUUAACAGCCAAGAAUCAAGAGUAUGGCUGCGAGUUUCUUCCUGCUCACAAUCCCCAAUCUUAAUGGGUUUGUGCAACAGCACUGGUUUUUGGUGUUUGCUGAGGAAUAGUGAACGAGCCUUGCACCACAUUGGGAGAAAAGUGAUGUGUCAGCCCAAACCUCAAUCAUCUUUGAACCAGGAAAGCGCAUCCCUAUUCAGAACCCUGGCAGUAGGCGUUGGAAGCUUGGGCAUUAUUGUAGAGCUGAAUGCACCUCGACCGUAUUUGGUACAAGCUUUGCUCCGCAGUGAAGGAAAGCCACAAUAUUUACUUGCAGAAAGUAAUGGAGAAGCAGCUCCAACUACACAGGCUGCUAAGUCUAUCAAAGCAAUAGACAGAACAACAGUUCAUAAGAUAUGCUCUGGUCAGGUUGUUUUAACACUUGGAACAGCUAUCAAAGAACUUGUGGAAAUAGCAUAUGCUGGAGCUACAAGCGUAGAGAUCCGCCUUCGAGAUCAUGGCAUUUCCUUGAUUGAAGUUAUAGAUAAUGAAGUGGAAGAGAGUGACUUUGAAGGGCUGACUUUAAAACAUCAUACCUCAAAGAUACAAGACUUUGGGGACUUGGUUGGAGUGAAAACCUUUGGGUUCCGAGGUGAAGCCCUGAGUUCCCUGUGUGCCCUUAGUGACCUCACAAUUGCAACCCGGCACGAAAGUCAAGCAGUUGCCACUAAACUAGUUUAUGAUCAUAAUGGCAAACUUAUUACCAAAACUCCUUGCCCUAGACAGGUUGGAACAACUGUCACUCUGCAGAACCUGUUCUCAACCUUGCCGGUAAGACACAAGGAAUUCCAGCGUAAUAUCAAAAAGGAGUUUGGCAAGAUGGUACAGGUCCUGAAUUCAUACUGCCUAAUAUCCACUGGAAUUAGGAUAUCAUGUACAAAUCAGAGUGACAAGGGCAAAAAAUCAGUUGUGCUGUCGACAAAUGGACAUCCAACAAUAAAAGAGAACAUCUCAUCAGUAUUUGGAGCUAAACAGGUUUCAAGCCUUAUGGAAUUCAAGCAGGAAACAGCAUCAGAUGACAUUUUGUCUGAAUAUGGCAUGCAGUGCUCUAGUGAAGAUAUCAAAGGGAAUACAUUAUUUACCUUGGAGGGAUUCAUUUCGUCCUGUGAACAUGGACAGGGACGUUCAGCUUCUGAUCGCCAGUUCUAUUUUAUCAACUCUCGUCCAUGCGAUCCAGCAAAAGUCAUCAAGGUCGUGAAUGAGGUAUAUCAUCAGUAUAACCGCUACCAGUAUCCUUGCGUUGUGCUAAACAUUCGUUUGAAAGAGGAUGAUGUGGACAUCAAUGUGACUCCAGACAAGAGACAGAUAUUAGUCAAUAAUGAGAAGCUUUUACUUGCAACAAUCAAGACCUCAAUGAUUCGUCUCUAUGGAAAUAUACCAAAUUCUUUCAAGAUGCAGAACACAUCUCUCAACAACUCUUUCACUUCAUCACAAAGUAAUAAUACCCCAUCAAGAGCAAGCCCCAGUGUAGGGAGUCCAUCCAACAGUAGGAUCUCAGCGCUUAGCCAGAAGUUUGGUCGCAAAUCUGAAGGCUCUCCACUGUCGAACCUCUCCCCUACACAACCUUCAACUCCACUUUCAGUAUUUAGCCUCAAGAGGAGCUUUUCAAACAGUUCUUGUACUGAUGAAAGCCAAGUAAUAAACGUAAAACCAAAACUUGAAUCUUUCCUGGCAAAAUGCAAGUCUGAUCCUGGAAAAAAUCCUGUUACCAGCAUAAAAUCUGAAGAAGACGACAAAAGCUUUCUUUCAGAUUUCACCCCACUGGAAAAUCAUGAGAUUGUUACAAAUGGAGAUAAGAAUGAUAUUGAGAAUAAUGAUGCAGUUAAAGAAGAGUGUGAAGACAUGGAAGGUGGAAGGAAGAUGGUAAAAAGUGAGAUUCUUGAAUCUGAUGAAAAAGAAAUCAUGCCACCAGACAGUGCAAAUGAGACAAAUUCAAUAAAAACUGAAGAUAACCAGCAGGAAAUGUCAUUGGUACUGGAAUCUGAGCUUGUAAAUGGAGAUUUUGGUAAUUCAGAAGGAAAUGACGAGAUAGGCAACAGCCAGCAAAGCGACAGUUUUGCAAAUAAUAACAAUGAAAAAAAUUCAUUAAAAAGUGAUGAACUAAGAAAUCCUCAGUUAUCCAGUGGUUCUUCAAAAGGUCCUGAUUUAAAGAGUGGUCUAUCUCAAUUUUCUAGGUCUGCAUCAGUAACAUCUCAAAGCUGUAAGAAGGCUCAUAGUGCUACAGAUAAUUUCUUGAAUAGUCUUUUAGCAAAGAAAUCACAGAACAAAUAUGUAAAAGAACCCAGCAUACCAUCUACCAAUGGAUACAAACAUGAUGCUGUAGAUGUAAGAGAACAGAAAGAUGAAGGAACAGUUGAGGACACAGACUUUGCAGAGAUCUGGGAAGAUGAGUUUUAUGAAGAUAGUGCACCAGAAGAGGAAAAACAAAUGAAAAGACUAUUGUGUGUGAAGAACAUCAGGAAGAAAUUGAACAUAAGUACCAGUACUGAAAAAGAAAGACCUGGAGAAUUAGUCAGAAAGUUCCGAGCCAAGAUUGCCCCAGGUGAAAAUACUUCAGCGGAAGAUGAGCUGAGGAAAGAGAUCUCAAAAGACAUGUUUGCAAAGGCAGUUGACAAUGGAGAUUUUGGUCAGUUCAAUUUGGGAUUCAUCAUUGCCCGCUUUGGCUCAGACCUUUUCAUAAUUGACCAGCAUGCAACUGAUGAAAAGUACAACUUUGAAACUCUCCAAGCAACUUGCACAAUUCAGAAUCAGAGACUUAUGCCCAAACAACUGGAACUGACAGCAGCUAAUGAGACAGUCUUGUUAGAUAAUUUGGAGAUAUUUUUGAAAAAUGGAUUUGAGUUUAAGAUAGAUGAAGAGAAACCAAUGGGACAAAGGGUGAGCCUAAUUUCAAUGCCCCAUAGCCGAGGUUGGGAGUUUGGACGAGAUGACAUUGACGAAUUGAUAUUCAUGUUAUCUGACUCUCCUGGGGUGAUGUGUAGACCAACUCGUGUCAGGGCAAUGUUUGCUUCAAGAGCUUGCCGUAAGUCUAUUAUGAUUGGUACUGCAUUGACAAAAGCACAGAUGCAGAAACUGGUUUGCCAUAUGGGUGAGAUCGAUCAGCCAUGGAAUUGUCCGCAUGGUAGGCCAACAAUGAGGCAUUUGAUAAAUCUUGAUAUGGUCACUGGAUCAAGAUGAGUAGUAAUGAGUGCUCAGAAAUUAACUAAUUUUUAGAUUUGCUCUUAUAAAUAGAGAAAAGAUUUGAUCAUACAGGUGACUUUUGUAUAUAUCUUUUUUCGAGUGUAAAUAUCAUAUGUUAG
Penaeus vannamei (Pacific white shrimp) is the source of this 3413-nucleotide messenger RNA. The record is from RefSeq and is a predicted model, not a curated record. NCBI's taxonomy places the organism in Eukaryota, Metazoa, Arthropoda, Malacostraca, Decapoda, Penaeidae.